AUGGCUGAUAUACCGCACAUUUUUACUACAAUCAAACCUCUCAUAGAGAAAGUUAUCAAACAACCCACCCGAAAAAACAUAACAAAAUUGAAUGAACAUCUUCAGAAAGCCGAUGACCAUGGUGUGCAGAUGUUCCAGAAUGUAUUUCUGCAGCAAUUGAUCAUCAUCGUUGACGGUAUAUCAGGAAUAAAUCAACUCGAGCUGAAAACUUACGUUCUAGAAUGCAUCAUAACUAUUCUGAAGAAGAGCCGUGUUACCAAAGCUUUGGUACUACAAACAACACUGCUAGUCUCAUUGAAACUCAUAUACGAUAAAACGAGUGGAUCCAUACUCCCGGGUCUUUCCGAAGAGUACAAACUAGCGGUGCUGAAAGUGUUAUCACUCAUCACUCGUCGCAUCGAAUCAGGAUUAGUCGAGAGCGUGUAUGUGAAGGAAAAUCAAACGAUGCUCUCACAGGCGAUUUUUGUGUGCGUCUGUAUUUUGCAUACGGAUCGUGCUCGAAACCUUCGUUUUCAAGCAGUUGAUACUAUUUUAUCUCUGCUGCAAGUACACGACGAUUUUGACUUCAACGACGCGGUUCUUCGCUGCCAAGUUGCCGACCUACUCUUCAUAAUUCUCCCCAAACUCCUUGUUACGUUCGUGUCCAUUAUAAACGGUGACGAAAAGCAAGGUUCGGCUGUCUUUCGGAUAGCUAUCAAAGCUCUUGGGAGAACGUUGAAUUUAUUUUUUGAAGAUUACUCCAAAGAAGCUAUGAGCGAAGAUUUCGACGUUGAACGAUUUCAAAAAUUAGCUAAAAGUAUGACUGGAGACAAGAAAAAAGCAAACAUAUUAGGAAUGGGAUUGAAUCAACACGAUAAGAUUAAAUACUACAAUGAAACGUUGCGUUCUCGCGAGUGGUUACUGGAAGCUGAAAAAAAGGUCGAACAAAUUCUUUAUUUGAUUAUUCACCUCCGAGGUCACGAUGAGGAACUGAUUCGUUGGGAGUUUGCAAAAAUGAAUUGCGAAUUAUUGAGAAACGGCUCGUAUAACAUGCCCAGCUGCUCUGUGCAUUACCUGCAAACAGUCAUUUCUAUGUGCCACGAUGAGUCCCAACGCAUACGAGAUAUUUGCCAAAAGUGUCGUAAUACGAUCUUAAGUUCUUCUAUAUCUUUCGUUGGUAUUCGGAUGGAUGAACAUUUUUAUGAUACGUUAAACAAGCUACCUCGUAUCAUAUAUCGGGGCGAAGAACGCGAGCAGAUAGCCAAUUUUCGGCUCGUUACCGGAUAUCUAAAAUUCUUCACUGAAUCUCAAUUGACAAAUGUGUUUUCAGCUCAAAGUACCAUAGAACAAUUCAUCACGGUCUUGCUUGUCGGAUCAGAACUCCAGAGUGUCGAGGAGCUGAUACGCAGAGAAUAUACUUCAUAUCGCUUCGAGUACGAAGAAGGCUUCCGAACGCAGAAAGAAAAGAACGAAUCGCGUUGGAUAGUAAUGAAAAAUUUACGCUCUCCUCGAGCAAAAGAAGCCUUUCUUGAUCUCUUCCGCGCUCUGCAAUCCCACGAGCAGGCAGUAAACACGGUGUUGAUGUAUAUUUUAGAAGAUUUCUACUCUUCGAAGCUCAAUAGCAAUGGUUAUCUUUUUAUUCUGAGUGAACUAAUUCCAAAUUUUCCCGAAAUUAAAUUUUCCAACAUGGAGCCGGUCAAGAUGCUGCUUUCAGAAGUGCUUCAAACCCAGCAUUGGUUUUUAGAAUUGGAUGAAAAUGAAAAUAUAGCUGACCAGAAGUUCAAUGCGUUGCAUAUUUGUCUCGUGGUUCGCGCCAUUUCGAAGAUAGCACGCUUGAUGAAGGAGCAUUUCCGAUUGUUCCUGUAUGAUGCUUUGCGAAUACUGUUACAGUGCUGUGGCAGCACUUUGAACUGCAUCAAUGAAUCGACGGAAUUAGCACUAGAUGCCGUAGCAGAAGCGCUUGGAAUGUCUAGCAUUGAGCAGCUGAUUCACAGCAAUCUCGAUUACAUUUCGCAACAGGUGACUCGCUGUUUACGACGAACGGAACAUUUUCGAGAUGGCAUGUGCAUUUUGGAGGCGGUGCUUCGCUUCGUGCCGUAUGAAACGUCUGAUGUGCUCGAAUCGACAGUUACUCCAAUUGUGAUGAACAUCCUCGACAGUUAUUCACAGUACGGGGCAAGGAAUUCUAUCGUCUGCUUACGGGUGCUACAAAUAUUCAUUCAUUCCAUAAGAUUACGCUAUCAAGAACCACCAGAAGUGCAGGAUGGGGCUACAAAUAAAAAAGCUAUCAAAAACCUUUCGGAACAAAUAGACCGGUUACAAGAAUUACUGCAACGAGAAGUUGGUAACGAACAGGAUUUUCUGGAAGAAUUGAACACACCGUUUAAAAAAGACGGCAAUAACGAGCAACAAAAUGAUAUUGAAGAGGAAUCUAAUGAAAACGAAGAAAUUAGCAAAGAGUUGCCUUCGCACAUAAAGAUUGUGUUGCGAAUAUUGACUGUUAACUUUAAAUAUCUAGCCUCAUCUGACGAUGCAGCGCGAAUUGUUUCACUUUCAACACUCAACGAAGGAAUAUACAUUCUGCAGCACCAUGAAAAUGAAUUGUUGCCUUUAGUGCAUCAAAUUUGGUUCAAUUUUAGCGAGCGGUUCUCCGACCGUCAUCCAGCCGUCAUCAGCAAUGCAUUUGAUCUGUUAGUUACACUGGCUCGUCUUUCAAAGGAUUUUAUUAGAAAACGGUCACUAAGUGAUGUGCUUCCCAAAAUAUACAAGUUUAUGUUGGAUCACUGGGACACCGAUGCUAGUGCACAUCAAGUGUAUAAGUUGCAAUGCAAAUUUUUUGCUCAUAUUGAUGAGCUAGUACGGAAUCUUAGUUUUGACGAAAGAGAAAUGGACCAAGUUCUAGAGGUCGUACGAUUGUACCUCCAAAAGGCCGAACGGCGCGAGCUGAAGAAACUGGCUGCCGAAUGCAUGAACCGCAUGAGAUCGAUCAAUUCACUUGCAGUAUUUUUGAAAUGUAGUAAAUUUGGUUAAAGUAUGUUAUUAAUCGUAGUAACCCAUACAUAUUUCAAAAGAAACUAGCUACGUUCCUGUUGCUUUUCACAGUUUUGAGCUUGUUUGAAACAUAUUUCUGAGAAAUUAUGUUGCCUAUCACUGAAAAGCUUGAAAGCCGUAUCGUUGAUUUAACGGAACUGAAUAAAUUAGG
Messenger RNA from Anopheles nili, 3181 nucleotides. RefSeq names its product TELO2-interacting protein 1 homolog (gene Tti1). The transcript is spliced from 4 exons. Gene Ontology annotation, biological process: chromatin remodeling. Lineage: Eukaryota; Metazoa; Arthropoda; Insecta; Diptera; Culicidae. Gene Ontology annotation, cellular component: cytoplasm. The record is from RefSeq and is a predicted model, not a curated record. Bases 1 to 3009 code for a protein of 1002 amino acids.